GCGCUGUGACAGUCCUGCGAUUGGGGGAUUUAUGCAUUUUUACGAGUGAUUUCGGCUGUCAUACUAUGGUAAUUGUUUCAUAAUACGUCCAUCGCUGUAGGGGAUGCGCUGGUUUGCACCAACCAAGAUCAAGUUCCACUAGUUGAAGACGUUGGUGGGAAGAUAAAGCUGGUGUAGGAUAUCUUCUGAGCAAUGCAGGACUGGAGCAAAAACAGUGGGGAUCGGAUUCUUGCAUCCAAGGCUGGAGGAACAUAUCCGCUGAUCUCCGGUCGAUUCCAACGGGCUGGCAAUUGAAAUAAAGAGACCUUGGGCAGAUCUAUACAUAAACUGGUACAAGCCGCACCACUGGCAGCAGACAAGGGGAUUCGUGCCUCUCUCCUCCGCUUCGCCAGUGCGCAUGGAUGAAAGUCACAGUUAAAAUGCAUGCGGCAAGUCGCGUCUGAUGUGGGAUUACGGAGUUUUUAUUCGCCCUCUUUUCUUAACCAUGUCCGAACUUUGGUUUUGGCUCUUUUUCCGAGAUGAUGCUCAUUUGUGGAAGAAUACAGGAGCCCGUUUUGCCGCGCGGGCUGUCACAUUAUUGGCCUGAAUGAGACUGUAUAUGUGCUCUUUCGAUACCUGGUUUAUGGAGCUAAACACCGAGGAGACUUGACUUUAAGUAUUUUUUUUUCUUGCUUUUUUUUGACAGCCGACGGAAGGGCGGGCGGUGAAAUCCAUGUUUUCACUGAGGUUGGAGGAAAAAGACGGGGCACAGCCGUGAUUUUCGGGAUGCUUUGGCGUUUACCGGGAUCAGCACGAUGACACCUCAUACUGGUACCGCACUUGAGUGAGCUGGGGCAUCCUCUCCCAGGAAAAAUGCAUAUCUGGAUCCUAAAAAUAAUCCUUCUGAUUGCAUCAUCUCUGAGGCUGGUCGAGAUGUAUGACAAUUAUGGGGAGAUCUGUCGAAACCUGUGUACGUGUGAGGAGAAGGAAGGGAUCCUGACGGUGAGCUGCGAGAACCGGGGGAUCAUCCGACUGACGGAAAUCAGCCCCGUCCAUUUCUCCAUGUACCACCUCCUGCUGACGGGGAACCUCCUGAAGAAGCUGUCAGUCAACGAUUUCAUCAAUUACACCGGGGUGACCAUCCUGCACUUGGGGAACAAUGAUAUCUCGGAGAUAGAGUCCGGUGCCUUCAAUGGACUCCAGGGAUUAAAAAGGUUGCACCUGAAUAACAACAAGAUCGAAGCUCUGAGGGAUGACACCUUUGCAGGACUGGAGAGUUUGGAAUACCUACAGAUUGAUUAUAAUUACAUCACCAAUAUAGAGCCCAACGCCUUGAGCAAACUGCACCAACUGACGGUGAUGAUUCUGAAUGACAACCUGCUCUCUGCCCUGCCCACGAAUAUCUUCCGGAAUGUCCCCCUCACGCACUUGGACCUGAGGGGUAACCGGUUAAAAAUGUUCCCCUACAUCGGCCUCCUGGAGCACAUGGACAAAGUUGUGGAAUUACAACUCGAGGAGAAUCCGUGGAAUUGCUCCUGCGAGCUGAUCGCUCUGAAGGCUUGGCUGGAGAGCAUAGCCUACACGGCUCUGGUGGGGGAAGUGGUGUGUGAGACGCCGUUCAGACUCCACGGAAGGGACCUGGAUGAAGUGUCCAAGCAGGAACUCUGCCCGAGAAGACCCCUGGAAGACACGGUCAGGCCUGCGCCUCCUAGCAGCACCAAUGGAUAUUACCAGACCACACCUGCUGCUGUCACGGCCUCCGCCACCUCCUCGGCUGUUUUUAGGUCCUCCUCUAGGCCUACCAAGGGCACACGGCAAUUUAACAGAACUAAGUUAAGACCCACUUCCCGAAUACCAGGCGGUAACCCUUACAAUUAUGGCCCCAUCAUUGCUUUUCAGACCAAAUCUCCUGUGCCUUUGGACUGUCCCACUGCCUGCACGUGCAACCUGCAGAUAUCCGAGAUUGGGCUCAAUGUCAACUGCCAAGAGAGAAAGAUUGAAAGCAUUUCUGAUCUAAAACCCAAGCCAUACAAUCCUAAGAAAAUGUAUCUCACUGGAAAUUACAUCCCUGUGGUACGGAGAUCAGAUUUUGUGGAUGCUGUUGGAUUGGAUUUGCUUCACCUGGGAAACAACAGGAUAACUCUGAUCCACGACCGAGCUUUUGGGGAUUUAACCAACCUGCGUAGGCUGUAUUUAAAUGGUAAUCUCAUGGACAGGCUUACAGGAGAAAUGUUUUUUGGUUUGCAGAACUUGCAGUAUCUUUAUUUAGAGUACAACAAAAUCAAGGAGGUCGAGGCGGGCACUUUCCGCUACCUCCCUAAUCUCCAGCUGCUUUUCCUCAAUAAUAACCUCCUGAAAACCUUACCUGUGGGCAUCUUUUCCAGCCUCUCCCUGUCUAGGCUUAAUCUGCGCAACAACCAUUUCCAAAACCUGCCCGUGAGUGGUGUUUUAGAUCAGCUGAAGCUGCUGGUGCAGAUAGAUCUGUUUGAAAACCCCUGGGACUGCUCCUGCGACAUAGUGGGGAUGAAGAUAUGGCUGGAGCAGCUCAGCGCAGGCACAGUGGUGAACGAGGUUGUGUGUGAGACGCCGAGACGCCAUGCAGGAGUGGACGUGCGCUCCAUUCAGUCGGAGCAGCUCUGCCCAGACUACUCUGAUGCCUACGUCUCGCCAACACCCCCCACGGACGAGCCCAUGGAUGAGCGGGUCGUCACUACAGACGCCCCGCACAAGUUCAACCCCCCCAGCAGCACCGUUCCCCUCUCUGUCCUCAUCCUCAGCCUCCUGCUUGUUUUCAUCUUGUCUGUCUUUGUGGCCGCAGGGCUGUUUGUUGUUGUGAUGAAAAAGCGCAAAAAGUCACAGAGCGACCGCACUAGCACCAACAAUUCAGACGUCAGCUCUUUUAACUUGCAGUACAGCCUCUACAGCAACCGCUCUGGCCCCAAAGUUAAGGCCCCGGCCGGCCACGUCUAUGAGUAUAUCCCCCAUCCCAUGGGCCACAUGUGCAAAAACCCUAUUUACAGGUCACGAGAAGGCAACACAGUGGAGGAUUACCGUGACCUCCAUGAGCUCAAGGUCACGUACAGGAGUACCCCUGACGAUGAGAGGGAUAGCAGUACGAUGAGGAGCCCUACGUACAGUGUUAGCACCAUCGAGCCACGUGAGAACCCCUCCCCUGUCCAGGAUGCAGACCAUUUCUUCAGAGGCAUCCUUGAGCACGAUAAGCAGUCUCCCCAUCCGUCAAUCCCAUCCAUCCCAGCAGGUGCCAAUUUAGAGUACAAGUACACAGGGCCUGUGUCGUACACGUACAACCCAAAUUUUGAUGUCAGACGUCAGUUCUUGCACCCGGAGAGGAUAAGAGAAACAGUGCUCUAUGGCACGGCACCCAGUACUGUUUAUGUGGAGCCCAACAGAAAUGAGUAUUUGGAGCUAAAAGCUAAACUGCAGUCUGAGCCCGAUUACCUCGAAGUUCUUGAGAAACAGACCACCUUUAGCCAGUUCUGAGCAACAGAAUCAUUAAUGUAAUGAAGCAUUUUGACCCUCCUUUGAAGCAGUGGCUCAGUUUAUAGGGUGCCUUGGCACGACACAAACAAGCAAGAGCGGAAGGAGUUUAAAAACGGGGUGUGCCGAACAAUCUUAUUCUUAUUUCUGAAACAUGACAUUACAGGAAUGGAUCCAGCUUUCUGAAACACGGAUGAACAAAAUUGCUCUACUUAACUGACGAUGCAAAAUCUAUUUUUCUAUGGUGAAGAUCGAAUAACACACAAAAAUGUAAGUGUACAGGUAAAUCUUACCCAACUUCAUUUUCAGGAAUAUAACCAUACAUAAGGUAUAUUGUGAAUCAGAAAAGAAAUGUUUAUAAAAAAUCACUCCUGGACAAAAACACUGUACAGCAGAUCAUCAAAACUGUGUAGGACUAUUUUCUGCUGUAGUCUGUAAGUAAGUAUUUAUUGAUAUAAUCUGCCAUGUCUUUUCAAAACUUUUGAUUCUACAUCAAUAUUACCUGUGUCAUCAUACUCCAUGAUCCUCCGGAAAAAGGCUUAUGUUUGUAGUUUCAUUUACCGUAGCUCUGCAUUGUAAAAGUGGCUUUUUUUGAAAGUGGCACACCCCCAAUGUUCAAAAAAGACUGCGUCAUUUGAAGAAGAUGAAAAAAAAAAAAAAGUGUCUUUGUAUGCUUUCUGCACUUUUUGGAAUUGGAAGGCGGGUUAGCCUUCAAUGAGCUCUCAUAAAGGAGAUUAUUAUAUUAAAAAUGAAUAUGGGUAUUCAUUCUUAAUAUGUAGAAUUGAUAUGUUAUCAAAACAAAAGUUCAUAAAUGAUAUUUGAAGUAUUAAUUCUGUUGUGUAAUACUGAUAUUUUAAUCAAUGUAACACCUAUUUUUAUACAAGCAUUCGCAGAUUCUCUAUCCCUUAUCAACUUGAUUUGUUUUGAUUGCUUUGCACUUAUUGCACUAUAUUGACCAAACUAUGUUAUUGUCAUCAAAUAAACAUGAUGUCAGGUUCAUAUAAUGUGCUUAUGAGGAGAUUAAGGCUGGUUGGGGGAUGAUAUGAAGGAGGCCAUUUGGGUUUGGUGCGACAGUGGAUGAAAUUAUGAAUCAUGGGAUUUGAGAGCAUGUAUUUUAUUUUGAAAUUGGCUAUGUUGUGGACUCAAUCAAAGCGAAUAAGGAUACAGUAUAUGCCUCACUCAUGGGGGCAGCUAGUGUCUCAGUGAGGGUUGGAAUCAAUGCAUUGCAAUCAAUGAGCAUCAUCUGAGGUUUUCCCCUUUGCAAUUACACCAUGACAACGGCAUCCACGUUGCCGCCUGGCAAGCUCUGAUUUGGUCAUUUAUAAAAGCAUCGCUGGAGGUGACUUGAAAUGAACUGCUGUUUUAUCAAUCUGACGUCAGUGGGUAGAAACUUUGAUAAGACAUACAGCUGCUGGAUGAAGAGUAUGGUGCCUCAACCACUUCUCUUUCUUUCUAAUCUUUUGUUAAUCCUUUAGAUGCAUUUCUUCACUUAAAGGAGCAGUGUGUGGGAUUUAGUGGCAUCUAGUGGUGAGGCUGCAGAUUGCAAUCGUCUGAAACUUCUCCCAUGUGCCGAGCUUCCGGUUCGUGUUUCCUUCAGUGUUCAUGGUUCAAGAGUUUUUUACUUGCAGACGUAUUAUUCGUCGAGGUCUCUUCCUCGUCUGAACAGACAGACCUGGUGAUUUAAACCGGUAAAAACACUAAAUAAAGCAGUUUCAUUGUAAAAGUCAGUGUUUUGCUGAAG
Messenger RNA from Epinephelus moara (kelp grouper), 5218 nucleotides. It is a transcript of the gene slitrk5, whose product is annotated as SLIT and NTRK-like protein 5. Gene Ontology annotation, molecular function: protein binding. The coding region runs from base 853 to 3480 and encodes 875 amino acids. NCBI's taxonomy places the organism in Eukaryota, Metazoa, Chordata, Actinopteri, Perciformes, Serranidae. The record is from RefSeq and is a predicted model, not a curated record. The transcript is spliced from 2 exons. Gene Ontology annotation, cellular component: membrane. Gene Ontology annotation, biological process: positive regulation of synapse assembly; axonogenesis; regulation of presynapse assembly.